Gadus chalcogrammus (walleye pollock) is the source of this 8524-nucleotide messenger RNA. It is a transcript of the gene pappaa, whose product is annotated as pregnancy-associated plasma protein A, pappalysin 1a. Bases 881 to 4249 code for a protein of 1122 amino acids. The record is from RefSeq and is a predicted model, not a curated record. The transcript is spliced from 15 exons. Lineage: Eukaryota; Metazoa; Chordata; Actinopteri; Gadiformes; Gadidae.
CAGUGGUGACUCCCCAGGAGUGAUCUCCUCCACAAUCAAUGAGGAUCGCGAUGCUCACGGCUCUCUCUCUCUCCUCUGUCCCCUUCUCCUCCUCCUCCUCUCUCGCCUCACAAGAUCAUUUCAUGCAUCUGCAACUUUUCUAUACAGACCACGAAGCAAAGCAAGUUAGGAUUUCAUUCUCUGCAGCCUUUUUUUUUUGUCCACUCUUUUUUUUUUAGGGGGGGGGGGGUCAUUUAAAUAAAUACCAUGAGAAGAGGACGGCUUGCUUUCACUUUUCUUGGGGAUGUAAUAUGUGGUGUUUCAGUGGUGUAUUGUAGGUAGGAUAAGGAAACGACAGCAUAAAAAAGGUGUGACAGGCGCCUUGGAAGACAACUGUGGAUUUCUGCGAGCAACUCCUACAGCGUCCAAAGGGGAUGAGGGGGCAUCGACCGGACCCCCCCUUUUGAUUGAUCACUUAUUAGUCAUCCUCUUUGGUUAAAUGGGACCAUUGAAAAGGCAACCGUGGAACUCAUAGCCUACUAAAUGAAUCAAAAAUUCCCGUGUCCCCCCCCUGCAUGUCUUCUCCAGGAGAGUUUUUCUGCUUCAGAGAGGGGGUCGAGCGUGGUUUUAGCAUUAUAAAGAGGGAAUAACAGCGGUGCUUUAUGGCUCUGGUGUUUAGAUUGGAUUUACACAGUUUUCUGCGCUUUGACAUGCGACUGUAAAAGAAGAGAAGCCACGCAACAAACUCGCCGAAGAUCGCAAAGAGAGGAAGAGCAGAGAACAUUGUGGACCUGUACCAAUUUCCUCCUAUUUAGUUAUAUCUGUUUUUUAUUUUAAUUUUUUCCCGUUUUUUUUUUUUUUUCUAAUUAUAUUUUGUUACUUAUCUCGUCUACCCCUCAAAAUGAAACUUUGGGCAUCUCCCUGCGUGGCUUGCUGUGCGGUGAUCCUCCUCUUGUGGUGCUUCGGAUCAGAGUGCGGGACGGUCAGAGAGAACAAGGGGAGAUCCAAGAGGGACUUGGUGCGUAUCAGGGAGGCAGCGAGAGCCGCCAGCUUCCCGGGGGCUUGUGCCACACGACUGCCCCGGGGCAAGCGCUCCGUGGCCGGCUUGGAGCGCCGGCUGCCUCGCCAGCGACGGCGCUCCUCGCAGGCGGAGGAGGAUGACUCCCCGGGUCGGGGGGGCAAAGCCGUGUACUUCACCGGCUGGGGAGAUCAGCUCCGACUGAAGCCCGGCGUGGAGAUACCGAGAGGGAAUUUCACCCUGGAGAUGUGGAUCAAACCCGAGGGAGGUCAACGAUCGCCAACGGUGAUUGCAGGUCUUUACGACAAAUGUUUCUACGCCUCCAGCGACCGCGGCUGGCUGUUGGGCAUCAAGGCGGUCAGCGAGCAAGGCAACCGCGACCCUCGCUUCUUCUUCUCCCUUAAGACGGACCGCGCGCACAAGGUGACCUCCAUCCACUCCAACGCCCGCUACACACCUAACCAGUGGGCGCACCUGGCCGUCACGUAUGACGGCGUCUACAUGAAGCUCUACGUCAACGGCGCCCAGGUGGGCGUCAGCCGUGAGCAGUCGGGCGACGUCUUCAGUCACCUGACCAAGAAGUGCAAGGUGCUGAUGAUCGGCGGCAACGCGUUGAACCACAACUACAGGGGGGCGGUGGAGAGGGUGGGCCUCUGGAGGCAAGCCCGGGGGCAGAGGCAGAUCAUCAGGGACAUGCAGGGGCAUGAAGACCCCCAAGAGCUCCCUCAACUGGUCAUCCGCGAGAACUUUAGGUAUCCGGACCGGAAGUGGCUCACAGUGAAAGACGGCAACUUCCCGAAGCCCGAGCCGGGGAUCAACGGGCGCUUGGGGUAUGCGGGGGGCAUUGGCGGCGGCGGCGGCAGUAUCGGCGAAGGAUUUCUGGACACCACGUUGGAACCUCCACCGUGCGGCCAGACGGUGUGCGACAACGUGGACGUCAUCAAACACUACAACCACCUGUGGAACUUCCGCAAGCCCAAGACGGUGCGGUACCGCGUGAUCAACGUGUGGGACGACGCUCGCAAGCGGCCCACCGUGUUCGACCACCAGAUCAGCCUGCAGCACCAGCAUCUCAACGACGCCUUCGGGCCCUACAACAUCACCUGGGAGCUGAGCGUCCACAACGUGACCAACUCGUCCCUCCGCGACCGGCUGAUCCUGGCCAACUGUGACAUCAGCAAGGUGGGCGACGACCUCUGUGACCCAGAGUGCAACCACCCGCUGACGGGCUACGACGCGGGGGACUGCACCUCGGGCCACCGUAGCCGCUGCCCCGAGUACAAGCAGGGCAACGGGGUGUGCGACGCCGAGUGCAACCUGGAGAACUUCUCCUACGACCUCGGCGACUGCUGCAACCCCAACGUGACGGACGUGACCAAGACGUGCUUCAACCGCUCUUCGCCGCACAAGAGGCAGAACUGUCCUACGUGUCAGUCCAAGGUGUUUGAUCUAUCAGAUGGGGUGUCCCAGUAUGCCUGGUUCCCCUGCAGAGAGGCCCACGAGACAUCCUGGGGGAACCCCAACUACUGGCUCAAGGCCCACUUCUCUCACCCCAUGGUGGCAGCGGCGGUCAUCAUCCACCUUGCGGCGGACGGGACGGGCUACCUGGACCAGACCCAGUGCAAUAUCACCGUCCAGCUGGUGGACACCAAGGGGGCCUUCCACAGUCUAGGCGACUGGCGUCUGAGCUGCCGCACCAACCCUCUGGUGAUCCCGGUGAGCCACGACCUGUCGGUGGCCUUCUACCACACCAAGGCCAUCCUGGUGACCUUCGCCUCCGAGCUGGUAGCCGUCUCCGGCGUGGGCCUGCGCUCCUUCCAGUCCUUCGACCCCAUCACCAUCAGCGGUUGCCAGAGCAACGAGAUCUACAACCCGACGGGCCAAAGUUGUGUACAUUACUCGUGUGAGGCCAUUGACUGCCAGGAGCCGCUGAUCCGCAAUGCAGAGCUCAAGUGCAGCAGCCCCGGCCGUCACUUCUACAACGGCGACCGCUGCACCAUUGCAUGUGACUCCGGCUACGUCCUGCAAAUCCACCAGGACGAUGACAUCAUCAAGAGCAAGCUGGACUCCACCGUCACCAUCACCUGCGCCGACGGGAAGUGGAACAAGCAGGUGUCCUGUGAGCCGGUAGACUGCGGCCUGCCCGACAAGUACCACGUCCACCCGGCCCACUUCGUCUUCCCCAACGGCACCACCUACGGCAAGAAGAGCGUCUUCCAGUGCAAGGAGCCUGCGCAGCUCGUAGGCACCAACAACACGCUGACCUGCCUGGAGGACGGUCUGUGGUCCUUCCCGGAGGCCCUGUGCGAGCUGCGCUGCCCGGCGCCCCCCCCGGUGCCCAACGCCGUGCUGCAGACCAAGCGCUGCAACGAGACGGGGCUCAAAGUGGGCUCCCUCUGCAAGUACAAGUGCCGGCCGGGCUACCACGUGGCCAACAAGCCCAAGAGGCGUGCGUUCAAGCGCCAGUGCACGGAGGACGGCCGCUGGAUCGAGGGCGCGUGCGAGCCCGUCACCUGCGACACGCCGCACGCCAUCUUCCACGGCUCGUACCACUGCACCGACGGCUUCCGCUUCGACAGCGUCUGCCGGCUCAACUGCUCCGACCCGCCGGCCGCCAGCUCCGUCUUCGGCGGCGGCGGCGGCGGGGGUGGCGCCGGGGGUACCGGAGGCUCCGCCCACACGGUGAGGAUGCUGCACGCUCCCUGCAAGCAGGCCCCUGGGUCCAACAGCAUCAGAUGCAGGAAAGACGGUAACUGGACGGGCUCCUUCCGCCUGUGUCCCCAGAGCCGGGGCCAGUGCUCUCUACCGCAGAACCUCCACUACAGCCUGCAGUACUCGUGCAAGCGAGGCCACGGCAUAGGUGAGGACUGUGAGCUAACGUGCAGGGAGAGUAACAACGAUGUGGUGAUGUUGCCUAGCAACCUGACAGCAGACUAUGUACUCAUCGAGCACUGGAGGAACCCUCCCAAAGUCAAGAGCAUCGUGUGUACGAUGGCGCUGAAGUGGUAUCCCCACCCGGAGACGCUCCACUGCAUCAAAGGAUGUGAGCCGUUCAUGGGAGACAACUACUGUGACUCGGUGAACAACAGGGCCUUCUGCAACUACGACGGAGGGGACUGCUGUCAGUCCACCGUCAAGACCAAGAAGGUGAUCCCGUUCCCGAUGUCCUGCGACAUACGGGAUGAGUGCUCCUGCCGGGAUCCCAACUCCAUGGAGAACCGGAAGGAGGAGCACGUCCACUCCCUGGGGUGACCUAUCGGGGAGGUGGAGCCUUCCUCCCUCCUCCAUGGCCCCCCCGGAUCUCCAACAUCCAUCACACACAGCCAGAGUGGCCGAGACAGACCUCUCUCUCUCUCCACCACCACAACCACCACCUCCGCCUCCUUCCUCAUCCUCAUUUCGGCUCCCACCACCACCACCACCAACCACCACCACCACCAACCCCACUCUCCUCCUCCUCCUCCUCCUCCUCCUCCUGCUCCUCCUCAACUUCCUGCACAUGCUGCUUAACAGGCAUACCUCUCCGUCCAAACUGCAAAACCCAAAACCAGCCGAACUGCCUCCAAUCUCCACGUCGCAGACUGAUCUCAAACACAAAGAAACAGGAAAAGCAAGUCCCGGCAGAAAAAGAGAAAUUAGAAAGACCCACGUUCGCUCCAAUGUAUAAGGAAGGUAACCCCGUUGCGAUUCCGUCGUACAGGGAAACCAAACACGUACAGCAAAAAGGGGGAAAGAAUAAUUAAAAACAAAAUGAAAAUUCAGAAGGUUGUCAGCAACAAUUUGAAAAAGGGAUACACAAACAAGCCUCGGUAGCAUGCCUUUUGUUCAGUUUGUGCCAGCAUUGGUGUAAAUAUUAACGAUAUCAAUGCCAUAUAAUCUCAUGAGUCAAAAUGGUCGAAUGUGUCCUAGGUAGUUCCAUGAUUUGCUUGUAUGAAGGAGAGUAUCACCCUCAUCUUUAACAAAGAAACAAAGUCAUGGGCACUCAAAGGCAUGCUACUAACUUUAAGAAAGGGCUUGAUUUUAGUGACUUCCUCUUCCUUGAUUCUAAACUGGCUAGACAUUUGAUAUCCCUAAUGCUUCACAGUGAUGUAUUGCUUAUCUCCUGAGUAUCUCUGGCCAUACAGAUGAUUCCCUAAACAGGCGGUCAGAAUAAACAAACGGUCUAACGGGAAAUGAGACAGCCAUACAGUUGAGUUGCAAACAAAUUCUACGUAACAAAAAAAACUUGAAACAAAUUAGUACCUCGUUUCUCCAUGAUGAAUCACCACAAAACUAGGUUCCAAAACUCUUUUUAUAUACUUCUAUUUGGAAUGCAAGUCCAGUGAUUCUUUUUAGCAUGACCUCUGCUACUAUGUUUGCUGCUACUUGCGAUUUUAACAUAACAUUAAUCUAAUGGAGUUAGACAAUGCCUUGUCUUCCUUGCUUAACCCCCUUUGGGAAUUAAUUUACACUUGCAUACGUAUGCAUGUACUAAAACACACAUUGGGACAGAACGCAUGCUGGCUACACCACAUUAUAAAUGCACUAGGAACUUUUUACAAACCUGGAACCUCACUUCUCCAUCUCAACGUAACUUUGCAAGUUCGCAAAAGGAAAGGCGAAAUACAUUGAUUUUACACAACUUAAAGAAUGUCAUUGAUAACACCUCACUAAGGGACGGCCUCAUUUCAAUCUCAGUUCAAACUCUUUCCUUUAUGGAAAAAGGCACUGGAGGAGAACUCACGAGUGGACAGUAGAGGUAAUCACGAAUGGCCGCUUGAUAGCCCUGAGCGUCCGGAAAUAGUUUUUGGACUGAAAUUGAAAUGACUGCCAGCCUGUUAAGAAUGUAGUCAAUGCUCGUCAGGUUUUCUCAAUAUUUUUUACCGCUUCAUUGCACAGUAGGUCUACUGCACGGCCCAUCCACAGAGACAGGGCUGGACGUAGGCCAACCUUGGCAGGAGAAUACCACAUUCUCUCUCAUGAUUACCCUCUUAGGUUUGCUUAGAUGCAUAUUGAAAUGACAUUUGGAUGUAUUCAUCACAAAAAAACACCGCAACGUCCUCUUCUUAGGUUUAGAAGUUGUUUGCCGUUAACGGUGCAACGGUGGAAUCGGCUCUUUGCAAUACCGAGAACGUAUCCAUCCCUCCACCAAAUCCCGCCCGAUGGAUUUCAAUAGUUGAUAUGGCUGCUAAUCUGUGUCUGUAUUUCUUUCUACUUUCCAUUCCAAAUGUAUGCAACGGUUUUCCUCAUGCGUAUUCGAUUACGAAGGCUGCCUGACGAUUUGGUCCCCGACUUUUUUUGCUGCUCUUCUUUUUUCUGGUUACCAACCUCGUCAUGGUGACCGCCCUCAUCAGGGUCCCCGCUCUGUAUCUCGUCUUUGCCUCGGCCACGGUCCCGUAUUAGGCUGCUAUCGCAUACGACACAAUGAAAACAUGGUCGUAGACAGAGGGCAAGCUGAAACGUCAUUUAGUACAAAAUCAUUGUGUAUCGGAAUCUGUAUCAAUCGAUCAACUAGGACAACACCACCACAAGCAAAAAAAAGAAAAGAUAACGAGGAACGUAUUAUUUUCAAAUCGGUAUAGUGUAAAUAUUACUAUAUGUUCUUUAUGACAAAUAAGUUGAAGAAAAAACGUUUUAGGUUUUGUUUUUGUUUUAUGUCAUAUUUAAUCAGUAUUUGUAUCAUUGACCUCAGUUACUGCACUUUUUUAGUUGCCAUGUAAGAAGAAUAGUAUAUAAUUCAAACAUGUUUAGAAGCUGCUAUUGUUGAAAUGGUGAUUUGAAACAAACUUUGAUAUUCUGUCAUUUGACUGUCUUUAUUACUAUUAGCUUUUCUUUGCUAAGUGUGUUUUGAAUCCUAAUCCCUAAAAUCUACCUUCCCGCCAAAUAUAUGAACUGGUUUUUGGAUCCAAGAAGCCUAUGGAAAGACAGAAGCUUGCUAUUAUUCUUAUAUUCAUCUUCCAUUUUCCAUAAAGACCUCGUGAAAAACAUACAUCAGAGGUCAUUAUAUAUUACAAAUAUAGCUGUUGUGUAAUGUAUCAUCUUAGGUUUUGUGUUUUUAAGUUUCCGCAGAGAAACCGAAGAUUGUUAUUAGGGAAAGAGAGCUAAAUGAAGCAACUACCAAAAAAGGGACUAUGGAGAGACUUUUUUUUUUUUUUUUUACUUUAGUUUCUUUGGGGGGAAAAAAGGAACUAGGGUGUCCUGACAUGAUACAUGAUCUUCUAAGAUUGCAGUUAACACUUUAUAUGAAAAAAAGAAAUAUAUAUAGCCCUGGUAAACUGAAUUGUUAUAUGUUGAUCUUAUCAAAUGAUAUGUACUAUUACUCAACAAUACUGCUGCUUCCCAUAUAACUAUUUUGCCAGUGGGGAGACUGACCUUAAGUCAACAACAACAACAACAACAACAACCACAACAACAAUAACUGUACACACCAAUGACACACAGUUCUUUCGGUUGGUCAUUUGAGAGGAAACAGAAAACAAAAAGCCAGGUCCUAAAGGCCUCCUCGCCCCCCAUUUGUAUGGAUGUAUCGCUGACUUUUGAUUGGUUCAAACCGGAAAACGAAACGACUAGCCGUUUCACAAACUUCACGACAAAAUCUCCUCCACCUUGUCCUGAAGGUACACUUGUAUUAAUUCCAUUGAUGCAGGAACCAAAAAAAAAGCGAAAAAAAAAAAAGUCAUAAAAAAACAAAAACAAAACAAGAGGGGAAAAACAGGCCAUUGACAGUGGCCAUUUUGCAUGUCAACUGACAACACAGUUUGGACAGCUUUUUGACUGAAUGAAUUCUCAACACACAUUGGAAGAAGUUCUGCUUGUAAGCCAUAGCCAAACCGAGAUAUUUCUGGGAGGAAAGUCUCAGUCUCGGGCAUCGGGUGAGGACAUGACCUCCCUACUGUAGUCACCACAGGAGCCAUCGCUGUACCUCAUGCCUGUACUGUUUGCUGCUUCUAUAUUUUUGGUAUUUUAGUAACAUUUUUGCGUCUCAUAGCAACGGUGUAAAUAGUAGAACUAUUUAUUGAGAGUGUUAUACUUUUUUAAGUUAUAUUUAAUGUCCAUGUAAGUUAUUUGUACUUUUUUUGGUUUUGUCUUUCUUAUAAACAAAAAAAUAUUAUCGGUUUGUUUGUUUUCAAGACGUAUAUAUAUACUGAAGGCCUACAAAAAACAGAAGGAGAUGCUUCAUUGGUAACUUGGGUGGAGACGGACACUAUUUCUUUGUUUUGGUUUUCAUCCAAUGAGGAUUCACCGCAUCUUACAUAUGUGAGUGCAGUGCACACAUAUACCGUGUUUAUGUCAAAGCCAGAAUGUAAUGUUUUUAUUUGUUUUAUUUGUUUUAUUUGAUGGUUUUUGCAUUUUUCAAACGCACACGUAAGCCAAUCACACACCUGUGUUACAGAAGGAAGGAAAAAAAACAAAAAUAUAUACUCUUCGUCGCGCAGUAAAUCCACAGUGUACCACAGACACAUACAGAACACAGCCUUUAUUUGAAUACAAAUAGCAAAGAGCAAAUUGAAGAGAAGAACGCGAAAACGCACACAUAUACCGUGCAAG